Molecule: messenger RNA, 1461 nt
Organism: Copidosoma floridanum
Lineage: Eukaryota; Metazoa; Arthropoda; Insecta; Hymenoptera; Encyrtidae
Biological process (GO): proteolysis
Molecular function (GO): serine-type endopeptidase activity
Source: RefSeq, a predicted model, not a curated record
AUGCCUACUGCUACUGCUCAGCGCCUGCAGCCCUACGUCUGCACCACGGGUCUGGUCUGCUGCUCCUCCUACUACCCGGGUGUUGCUCCAGUUCCGUUACCCGGGCAGGGUUUGCCGCCCCUGGUCAUACAACCGCAGCCUCAGCCAAUAGUGGUGCAACCGGCGCCGCCGAUCGUUCUGCCGGCACCGGCGCUGCCGCCCAUAGUCUACGGCCAAAGCUGCGUGUGCACCCUCAUCAGCCAGUGUAGUUUAGGCUACGUGCCGGUCACUGGUCUCGGAAACAUCGAUCCUCGCUUGGUGCUCGCAAGGCAGGGCCAGCCGCCCGGCACCUGUACCGGCACCGCCAACAUGUGCUGCAAACUCCGGCUCCAGGCGUCCACGUCCGUACAACAGCAGCCGCAGAUCAACAUCGGCAAUCUGGCUGGGCUCGACAUUAAGAAUCCAGGAACCUCAAACGCCUGCGAGUGCGUUGGGACGGAGCGGUGCGCGGACGGCCAGGCCGUGACCUACGACGGCAUCGGAGCGAUAGACCCGCGCUUCGGCCCGUGCAUGAGCCCCAGCCUUGUGUGUUGCAGGCUCCAGGGCCGCCUGAGAGCGGAUAUCGUAUUCCCGACGACCACGACACCUUCCAGCUCCACCUCGAUCAGGUUUACGUCUCCAUUGUGCGGCAUCAGGAACACCACUUAUGCCGAUAGUUCCCCGUUGGAAGCCGGGAGCGCGUACUUUGCCGAGUUCCCGUGGAUGGCGAUUCUAACGGUGCGCCAGACGGGUUCGGACGACGCGUUCAAGUGCGGUGGCUCGCUGAUAAGCUCCCGGGCUGUGCUGACUGCGGCUCAUUGCGUCGAAAGCCUGGAGCCCAGCACUCUGUUCGUCCGCCUGGGUGAGCUCGACACGCGGAGUACUACAGAGCCGCUGCCUCACCAGGAACGCGUGGCCCAGCGUAUCAUCGUUCACCCGCAGUACUACUCCGGUGCGCUUUACAACGACGUGGCGAUCGUCGUUCUUUCGAACCCUUUCGUCUACGACAUCAACGUGAGGCCCGUUUGCCUGCCCAUGCAGGGACAGGAGUUCGCGGGUGGUACCGUGUGCUACGCGACCGGCUGGGGAAGCAGUGCCUUUGGUUCGAGCGGUAACUAUCAGGUGGUCAUGCGGAAAGUUGAUUUACCGAUGGUCGAUAAUGCCGAAUGCCAGAGCCGUUUGAGACAAACGAGACUAGGGCCGGUGUUCCGGUUACAUUCGAGCUUUGUAUGCGCUGGUGGGGUGGAGAACAAGGACACCUGCCACAAGGACGGUGGCGGGCCUCUCGUUUGUCAGGACACCGGAACAGGGAGAUUCAUGCAGGCUGGCAUCAUUUCCUGGGGAAUCGGAUGUGGCAACAAAACACCCGGCGUCUACGCGAGUGUCGCGCAAGCGCGGCAUUGGAUUCUUCGGCAGUUGGAAACUUACAAGAUCCUUGACUGA